AUGAGCAAACUCAGCGGCGCCCUGUUGUUGUUGUUGUCCCUGUUCCUGUCCGGACGCAGCUCUCGUCGCAUCUUCUUGCCCUUGGGGCCGCCGCGGCGGGUAUUUUGCCAGCUCCGGCACGUCGUACACCCCGGUGAGGACGACCUGACCGUCGUACUCUUCCAGGAGCUGGUCCCGGGCUGCGGCCGUCCAGCAGUCCUUGUCCGUCUCGUAACCAUCACAUCGCGUGUCCGUCGGCACGGGCCCGAACACAACGUCGACGUGCCGCAGGUUCUCGAAACGCCCGAUGCCCUGGAACAAAUACGAAUCCCAGUUCGAAAUGACGCCGUGUCGCCGGCACGACUGGACGAGCGCCGCCGACACGGCGAGGUUCCGGAUGACAUGGACGCGGCCGCCGACGACGCCGCGUUCGUGGAUAACGGCGUGGUGAUGCAGGGUCGUGCCGUCGUCGCCGUCGUCGAACCAAAAAGUGUCGAUUUCGGGCAUAAAAGGCCGCGCAUCCUGCCCAAUGCAGCAGACGGACGAUUUUUCCUCCGACUCCUUUUCCAUAACGCCCAGGGCAAAGAGGCGCGAUUCGCGGCACAGGUGCGCGACGGUGGGCCAGCGGCGCUUCGGGAUCAGCCAGCGCGCGUCCUCGACUUGGGACCGGUUCCCGCGGGCGUAGAUGAAUUUGUGCGGGUCGCACCGAUAAACGCCGGGAGAGGGGAGGAGCGCGAGGCUCCAGAUCUCGGCGCGCAGCUCGGCGGGGAGGUUGCUCAAUUGGGGUUUGGCGGCCAUUGGGCUCAGGACCUGACGGCUGGCCUGAGCCCAUUAGCCGGAGCAGCAUUGACGGGCGCUUUGGCGGCGGGAGCGGCUCUAGCACCGGCAGAUGAUUUGGCAAGGGUUAGCGAGGUUAGCAGCCUGAGCGGUAUUAGCACCUGCGGUCGACUUCAAAAGGCCCUUCUGCUGCUGCUGCGGCUGGAGUUGGGUGUUAGCAAGCUUCGUGGCGCCGCCCGUGAGAGCAUUCUUGGCCGUGCUCGGCGACUGCGGCGUCCUGGCCCCGCCGGUGCUGGGCCUCCGGCCCGCAGCCUGCCUCGCGGGGCAUACAUCGACCUUUAG
Molecule: messenger RNA, 1098 nt
Organism: Pyricularia pennisetigena
Lineage: Eukaryota; Fungi; Ascomycota; Sordariomycetes; Magnaporthales; Pyriculariaceae
Exons: 4
Coding region: 1-1098 (365 amino acids)
Source: RefSeq, a predicted model, not a curated record